Molecule: messenger RNA, 1331 nt
Organism: Amblyraja radiata (thorny skate)
Lineage: Eukaryota; Metazoa; Chordata; Chondrichthyes; Rajiformes; Rajidae
Product: regucalcin-like
Exons: 8
Coding region: 235-1134 (299 amino acids)
Biological process (GO): L-ascorbic acid biosynthetic process
Molecular function (GO): enzyme regulator activity; calcium ion binding; gluconolactonase activity
Source: RefSeq, a predicted model, not a curated record
GGGAUAAGUGUACGAGCUUCUCUCUCCUGCGGCGCUGGGGGAGGGGAGUGGGGACGGGAGAUCUCUCUGUCUUUGUCUCUCUGUGUGCAGAACGCCGAUGGUGAAUGCUCCUGGCUGAGUGAAUGGGAGGAGAGCUGGAGAGGAGGGAGUUUCGCAGCCUGGUCUCCGUUCGUUUUGGACCUUCAUGCCAUCGCACCAAGAUCUAGCUCCGCCAAUUCCACAUGCAAUCCGACCAUGGCAUCUGUCAAAAUUGAAUGUGUGGUGAAAGAGAAAUAUUCAGUUUCGGAAAGCCCUGUUUGGGAAGAGAAAGAAGGCACGCUUCUCUACGCCGAUGUCAGUGAACAGAAUGUGUACAGGUGGAAUCCUGAUACUAACCAAGUGAAAAAGGUCCAUCUUGAUGCACCUGUUGGUUCGGUGGUCCCUCGAAGUUCCGGGGGCUACGUCCUUGCCCUUGGAAAAAGGUUUGCCUUUUUGGACUGGGAAGCUGAGGUGGUUACUGACAUCUCCAAGAUCGACUGCGAAAAAUCCAACAACAGAUUCAAUGAUGGCAAGGUUGACCCAGCCGGGCGGUUCUUUGCAGGGACAAUGGCAAUGGAGGUUCUCCCGGGACAAUUUGAAAGGCACCAGGGAUCACUUUAUGCCCUACGGACGGAUCAUUCUGUGGUGAAACACUUUGACCAGGUGGAUGUUUCCAAUGGUUUAGCAUGGUCGUUGGAUCACAGCAUCUUCUAUUAUAUAGACAGCUUGUCGUUUACUGUUGAUGCGUUUGACUACAAUCUGCAGUCAGGAGAGAUCUCAAAUCGAAGGGUCGUCUACCGGCUCGAACAAGAUGAGUCUAUACCGGAUGGGCAGUGCAUCGACAGUGAAGGGAAGCUCUGGGUUGCCUGUUACAACGGUGGCAGAGUCCUUCGUAUUGACCCGGAGACAGGAAAAAGACUCCAGACGGUGAAGCUGCCCGUCAGUAAAACAACUUCUUGCUGUUUCGGAGGAAAGGAUUACUCUGACCUUUAUGUGACCUCGGCCAGCAAACGAAUGGACCGAGAGUCGCUUCAGAGGGAGCCACUGGCGGGUGGGAUUUUUAAGGUUACAGGACUGGGUGUGAAGGGGCUGCCGCCACAUUCAUUCAUGGGAUAGAAUAUUUUCUAACCGCUUCGCUGCCAAUGGAGAAGAGACUCAAUAACAUAGCUGUAUGAAUAAACAGAACCACAAUCAGACCCACCUGCCUGGAGACACAUCUAACCAUUUUCUCUGCAAUGUGUGCGAAUGUAAACUGUAACAGUCGUGCCGGUUCACUGUGUGAAAAUGCUCCUAACAAAGUUAUUUCUGCCUAA